ACAACAAAUCCAUGUCCGAGAAUCCUAUCUAUCUCAUUUCUCUCAUCCCAAAAUCCAAGCAAGCAAAUGGCGGCGGAAACUCAACCCGACAGGCUGAGCGCCCUCCCGAACGACAUCCUACGAACAAUCCUCAUCGCCGCCGACCUCGACCAUCGAACCGCCGCCCAGACCUCCCUCCUCUCCCGCCGCUGGCGAGACCUCUGGAAAUCAACCAUCCGCCAACUCCGGUUCGAAACCCCACCCCGCCACCUCGCCACCCUGAGAAACAAACUCCGAUUCAUCCAAUUCGUCGAGACCCUGCUGGCGGCUCGCGAGGCUGGCUCCGAGCUCACCCUCAUCUCCAUCACCGCCAACGACGCCCUCGAUCCAAAAUACGCAGACGUCUUCGAUCGGAUCUGCGCCUACGGAUCGGCCCACGGGGUCCGCACCUUCCAGCUCUCUCUCCGAGCCCCGACCCGGGAGAUCGUCGGAUCCUUUCCGCCCGAUUUCGUCCGCCUCUGCAUGUCCCUCCACAAUCUCGACCUCUCCCUCGUCAGCUUCGACCUCGACGACCUCCGCCGCCGUGCCUCCCACUUCCCGUGCCUCGCCGCCCUCCGCCUCUUCCGCUGCGAGCUUUAUGCCCCGCCAGCUCUGGACUAUGAACCGUUCGCCAGCCUGCCCAAUUUGAAGAAGGUGGAGUUGAUCGACAGCGUUUUCUCGACAAAGAACGCAGUGACGGUGUCGGGGGAACAGCUGGAGGAGAUCACGAUCGUAUUCUCCGACGAGCCACAUCUGCUGGUCACAAGUAUCUGCGCGCCCAAGGCCACGAAGUUGACGCUGGCAGGAGUGAGCCUGAGCCGGUUCGCGAGCGUGAAGCUGCCGUCGUUGGAAUGUUUGGACAUCGACGUGUGGGUGAGGCGGCCGUGGGAUACGACGGUGUUUGCCCGGCUGAGGCGAGCGCUGUAUGUCCCCUGGGAGGAGCGGGUGGAUGCGGACGUCAGGUUUCUGAAUACGUUUCACAAGUUCGGGAGGGCCAUGUUUGUCAAGCUGCAUCCUAGUACCAUUGAGCGGCUCGUCACCAUGGUUCCUGGUCUACUAGAAGGAGCAGAAGGUUCUCCAUUCAAAAGAAUGAGGUCUCUGGAGCUCUGUGGUCCUGAACCCGGCAACAGAGAGUUCAUCUCUUUGGUUAAUUACUUCUUUAUGCAUCAGUGCCUUAGAGGAGCUCAUCUCUCCAAACGUACUUAUGUUUCACAAGAAGGCGGCGAUACCUCUCGUGUGGUCAUUGUCCUCCGGGAAGAUGGGAACGAUGACUAAUGUCAUAUUCAUAAAAACAAAAUAAAAGGGUGAGCCAUAUGCUGAUUGCUUGCUAAAGCUAAGAGCUAAUUUAUUAGUGGAUCAGUACUGCUUUGGAAAACUUUUACCAAGAUUCUCACCACCUAGACAACAAUGGAGUUGGACCUUAGAACAUUGUUUAAUUAUCUUGGGCUAUUUUAUGUUCUGUUGUAAACUUAAUGGAUGUUUAUGGAUUUUGUUAGUUGAUUUUUAUCAUGCAUGUAUGUCCUUUUAAUUAAUUUGCAAGAUAUGU
Linum trigynum is the source of this 1564-nucleotide messenger RNA. Lineage: Eukaryota; Viridiplantae; Streptophyta; Magnoliopsida; Malpighiales; Linaceae. The record is from the annotation of a GenBank genome assembly.